AUGGUAGAUGAACAAGAUCGACUGUUGCCAAUUGCCAAUGUGGGAAGGAUUAUGAAGCAAAUCCUACCACCAACUGCCAAGAUUUCCAAAGAAGCAAAAGAAACAAUGCAAGAAUGUGCCACGGAAUUUAUAAGUUUUGUAACUGGUGAGGCUUCAGACAAGUGUCACAAGGAGAAUCGCAAGACAUUGAAUGGAGAUGACAUCUGUUGGGCUCUUAGCUCUCUAGGGUUUGAUAACUAUUCUCAGGCUAUAGUCAGAUAUUUACAUAAAUAUAGAGAGGCUGAAAGAGAGAGAUCAGCUAACCAAAACAAAGCUACUGCUUCCACUCAAGAAAAAGAUGAACAAGAGCUGCAAACUGAGACUCCUACACCAAUGGAGUUUAGGGUUCUUGAGAAAGGUAACAGCAGUAGCUCUUUCAGAUAUUGAUGAUGAGCUCAAUACUGAAAUUGGAUUCUCUUUUAAGAUGGAGAGAUGAAGAAGGAGAAGAAACAGCAGCAAAGUUUAUGGAAUUCAGAGGUUUAAACGACUGAGCUCUAGUAUAAUAAAGUCUUCAAUGUCUUGAGGAGAUGUAAUCAUGACUUGUGUUGUGGGGAGAUUGUAGUGAGGUAACUUAAUCAUUUUCUUCUUGGAACUGGCUUUUUUCUUGCUUUCUUUCCCUUUUCCUGUUUAAUUUUAGUUAAGAAUAUAUAUAUAUAUGUAUACUUAGUUUGUAAUUGCAUCUGCCAGUCGUUAUGAUUCGUUUUAGCUCAUAGUAGUUUUGUUGAAGAAGAAGAAGAAGGAGAUAUAUUGAUGCCCUAAUCAUUCAUUUGUGUUCAGAGAUUUGAAAAGGGAAAGUUACCCAAAUGUAUCAGAGUUUAGCUAACCCUAAUUUUGGAGUUUAUCUGUGAAUAUAUUAAUUUAACAAACUAAUACUUCUCAUAUAGAAACUAUCAAAAAGUUGAGCAAAAGAAUGUCUUGUUGUUUUUUCUCCUAGCAGCUCUCUCUCUCUCUCUCUCUCUCAAUGAGGUCUGUGUGUGUGGGCGAAGGGGGACACCAUUGCUGUGUCUGUUCAAAACUUGAGAUUUUCCAUUCACUGGUCAUCACCUGAUUAUGACUGUUCACACAAUUACUGGCAAAUCCUUAUGUUUGGAUUUUCUAAUUAAGUAUAAGAAAAUUAAUCUGCAGUCCACAGUAGUUCAGAUCUGCUCUUUGCAAUUUGUGUGUGUGUGUGGAAGAAAGAGGGAAAAUGAAGAUUUCAGAGUUUCAAAUAUAUUUCCCACUAACAUCAUAUGAUGUGAAUGAAUGAUUAAUAUAUAAUUAGUUUAUCUAGGUCAUUUUGUUCCAAAUGAGGAUGAAUUUAUACUGCAAUACUUUGUUGAUUCUUUUCCU
Molecule: messenger RNA, 1368 nt
Organism: Manihot esculenta (cassava)
Lineage: Eukaryota; Viridiplantae; Streptophyta; Magnoliopsida; Malpighiales; Euphorbiaceae
Product: nuclear transcription factor Y subunit B-4
Exons: 1
Coding region: 1-426 (141 amino acids)
Biological process (GO): regulation of transcription by RNA polymerase II
Cellular component (GO): CCAAT-binding factor complex; nucleus
Molecular function (GO): RNA polymerase II cis-regulatory region sequence-specific DNA binding; protein heterodimerization activity; DNA-binding transcription activator activity, RNA polymerase II-specific
Source: RefSeq, a predicted model, not a curated record